Diorhabda sublineata is the source of this 6478-nucleotide messenger RNA. RefSeq names its product unconventional myosin ID (gene Myo31DF). Gene Ontology annotation, biological process: vesicle transport along actin filament; actin filament organization. The transcript has 12 exons. The record is from RefSeq and is a predicted model, not a curated record. Gene Ontology annotation, molecular function: ATP binding; microfilament motor activity; actin filament binding. NCBI's taxonomy places the organism in Eukaryota, Metazoa, Arthropoda, Insecta, Coleoptera, Chrysomelidae. Gene Ontology annotation, cellular component: actin cytoskeleton; vesicle; plasma membrane. The coding region runs from base 201 to 3257 and encodes 1018 amino acids.
ACACCGAACCUUGAUCUUGAGUCGUUUAUUUUCAUUUUUCAAAUGAGUAAUGAUCAGUUGGUGUGGUGCAACGAGUGAGUAUAGAGUUGGAUAAAUAUAAAUAAAACAUCGAUAUUUUAUCGUAUUGACUCACCUUUCCGACCCGCGUUAAAUGAAAUGCAGUGCUGGUGAUUAAGGACAACAAAGAGAAACAAUAAAUCAUGGCAACCCAAAAAGAAGUUGGCGUAGGCGAUUUCGUCCUCAUGGACAAAAUCGACCUGGAAAAUUUUAUGAGAAAUCUUGAACUAAGAUUCAAAAAUGGUUACAUCUAUACUUACAUUGGGGAAGUAUGUGUUUCAGUUAACCCUUAUAGAACGAAAAAUAUCUACGGGACUGACCAAAUAAACCAGUAUAAAGAUAGAGAACUUUUCGAAAACCCGCCUCACAUUUUUGCUAUCGCCGACGCUUCCCAUAAGGUGAUGAAGCAACAGGGGAAAGAUACGUGUAUCGUUAUCAGCGGCGAAUCCGGAUCUGGGAAAACUGAGGCCUCGAAAAUUAUCAUGAAAUACAUAGCAGCCGUAACGAAUCAGGGAGGUCAAAAGGAAAUCGAACGUGUUAAGGACGUUCUGAUCCAGUCGAAUUCAAUUUUAGAAGCAUUCGGUAACGCCAAAACUAACAGGAACGACAAUUCUUCCAGGUUCGGUAAAUACAUGGAUAUCCACUUUGAUUUCAAAGGCGACCCAAUCGGUGGUCACAUUAAUAAGUAUUUGUUGGAAAAAUCGCGUGUGAUACACCAACAACCCGGAGAAAGAAACUUCCAUUGUUUUUAUCAGCUUUUAUCGGGAGCGAAUGAAGACUUGUUGAAAAGACUGAACUUAUCUCGUGAUACCCAUCAGUAUUUCUACGUGAAGCAAGGAAAUGCGGCCGUAGUUAACACAAUAAACGAUAAAAACGAUUAUCGCGAAGUAUCUUCAUCAUUGAACACACUCCAAUUCAGUAAACAAGAACAGGAUACGUUGUGGAAAGUAGUAGCCGCCACUUUGCAUUUAGGUAACAUAGAAUUCGAAAUUGACGAAGAAGAUAAAUUGAAAUUGAAGAAAACCAAAGGCGUUGAUUAUGUCGCUGAAUUAUUGCAAGUGAAAAGAAGCGAUUUGGAAACCGCUCUUUGCGAAAGAGUCAUCGCUGCCAGAGGAGACAUUAUGAGAAAAGAACACACUGUAACAGAAGCAGUUUUCGGUAGAGACGCUUUCGCUAAAGCAGUAUACGAUACACUUUUUACUUGGAUAGUUAAUAAAAUCAACGCUGCUAUAGCUGUUGAUAAAACUAAUUUGAGGAUGACUUACAAGAGUUCAUUGAUUGGUGUAUUGGACAUUUAUGGAUUUGAAGUGUUCGAUAACAACAGUUUCGAACAAUUUUGUAUAAAUUAUUGUAAUGAAAAGUUACAACAACUAUUUAUUGAAUUGGUGCUUAAACAAGAACAAGAAGAAUAUAAUCGUGAAGGUAUCGCUUGGACCAAUAUUGAAUAUUUUAAUAACCAAAUUAUCUGUGAUUUAGUGGAAGCGCCCCACAAAGGUAUUAUUUCUAUAAUGGAUGACGCCUGCAAAAUGACAGCUGAAAAAGUAACCGACGAAAUGCUGUUAGAAGCCAUGGACAAAAACCUAAAAGGUCAUAAGCAUUAUGUUUCGAGACAGACUAAGCCACCGGAAAAAAAUCUUAGACAUAAAAUUGAUUUUCGUAUAACUCAUUACGCUGGUGAUGUAACUUAUUGCAUAACAGGGUUUUUGGAUAAAAAUAAAGAUACGCUAUACCAAGAUUUUAAAAGAUUGUUGUACAAUUCGAAAGAUCCGAAUAUUAAGGAGAUGUGGCCAGAAGGAGCUCAACAUAUUUCAGAGAUCACCAAAAGACCCCCUACGGCUGGAACGCUUUUCAAAAAUUCCAUGUUGGCACUCGUUCAAAAUUUGCAAAAUAAAGAACCGCACUACGUGAGAUGUAUAAAACCGAAUGAAAUUAAAUCCGCAUCUGCCUUUGACGAACAAAGAGUACGACAUCAAGUUAGCUAUUUAGGACUUGUAGAAAAUGUUAGAGUAAGAAGAGCUGGAUUUGCUUACAGACAACGAUACGAUAGAUUUUUGAAGAGGUACAAAAUGAUUUCCCAGUUCACUUGGCCGAACUUCAGAUCCGGAUCAGACAAAGACGCUUGCAAAGUGAUAAUGGAUGAAAACAGAUUCAGCGACGACGUAAAAUACGGCAAAACAAAAAUAUUCAUUCGAACCCCACAAACACUCUUCGCAUUAGAACGUGCCAGAAACAGUCUUAUACCGGGAAUCGUUACAUUGAUCCAAAAAACAUGGAGAGGAUACGUAGCCAGAGAACAGUACAAGAGAAUGAAGGCACUAAUGACAAUGAUCAAAGUAUACAGACAGAAAAAGAUGAGGGAAUACAUUUGCGCUUUGGACGAUAAAUUCAAAAACGCCAAGAAAAUGAGAGAUUACGGAAAGAGUAUAUUGUGGCCGGCUCCACCUUUAUCUUUAAGAGAAACCACUAAACAUUUAAAAAAUAUAUUCAACAAAUGGAGAGCCAGCAUGAUCCUGAAACGUAUACCGCGCAGCGAAUGGCCCCAAAUGAAACUGAAGAUAACCGCGGCAAGCGCAUUGAUAAACAAACGACCCCAUUACGGCGUAAACAGAAAAUGGGAGGGCAACUACCUCUCGUCGCACAUUGAAAACAACAACUACACCGUAUACAACGAAGCGGUAAAUAACCUCAAAAAUACCAAACAUUUCACCGACGUUCUAUUCUCUUCGUUCGUAACGAAAUUUAAUAAAUUCAAUAAAGUAGCCGAAAGGGUGAUGCUCAUAACGGAUCAGUUCGUUUUCAAAUUGGAUACGAUGAAAUUUAGGAAUAUGAAGGAAGGAACGACGAUCGGGGAAUUGACGGGAAUUAGUGUCAGUCCCGGACACGAUCAAUUGAUUAUCUUGCAUUGUCCCGGCGGGAACGAUCUGGUCGUUUCCCUACAUUGUGAUAAGCAAGAAGAUAGGAUCGGGGAAUGUAUCGGAGUUUUAUGUAACAGAUACUACCAGAUUAAAAAAGUCGAUUUACCUGUAAAAGUAUCGAAGAACUUAUCUUGCAGUCUGGGUAAGAAACAGAGGCGAAUCAACAUUCAAGUAUCAGCAGCUGAGCAACAAUCGACUUUCAAAAGGGACGGCAACGAUAUAUUGUAUCUUAUACCAUCGACGUAUUCCAUACUAGAAAACGGCAAUAAUCAUAUUAAACAGUAGGUUAUAUAUAAAAAGGGUGAUAAUGGAGUUAUAUUAUCUUUUCAGUUACUCCGAGGGAUGACUUACUGUUUAGGUAAGCUUCAUGGAUACAAAACCAUUUGAGCGCGAUAGAUUUAACCUGAAACGGAUCUAUAUUUAAACGAUCAAUUAUAUGCACGUAAAACAAAUGAUUAUGCAUAAAUGGUAUCAGAGUCAUCCGUUGGAGUUAUCGAAGAGGAACAUAUAGCUUUGCUAUAUUUUGUACUAAAAUGCUAUUUUUGGGAUUUAGGAAAACUGCUUUCUUACCAAAACCAAAAAUUUUCUUUAUUUAUCAGUGUUUUAAUUCCUCUAAGAAUGUAGCACAAGAAACAACUAGUAUUUGAUUUGGUUUUUGGUAGGUAGUCUUGUAAAAAAUGUGUCAUAAUAUUUUCUUGGGUUUAUACAUUUUAUUCUUAUUAACUUUUCUUCCUUUAUACAGGGUUUUUCAUCAAUAAUUAUUUAAACAUAUAAUAAUAAAAUUAUUUAAACAUAUAUUUGUUCUAACUACUUUGAAACUGUUUGACAUAUCUAUCAGAUAGUACUAGGUACUAUGCACCGUACACUAAAUUAUGUCAAAUAGUGUCCAAAAUUUUAAAUAAAAUAACCUGUAAUGCAGUAAGGAAGCACGUUUUAUCUAAUUUAGGUAAAAUUUUGAGCUAAAGAUACAGCAAUUGAUAUAUUAAUGGAAAUCCCUGUAUAAAAAAAGAGAAAGGGAUACAAAUUUGUUUGGUUAAUGUUGGUAGUAGUUUCACAAAAAGUUUAAUUGUGUAAAACUAUUAGAAAUGCAUAAAAUAUAAAACAAAUUCGCGUAAAUAGUAUCUUGUAUUAGCGAAACUGAAAAGUAAUGUCAUUAUGUUUCAAUAUUUUACCCCCCCCCCUCACCUAUCAUGCCCCCUUAUCAAUGCUAAUCACGGCACCAUCCAUAGCUCGCCUUCCAGUUCCAAAGUUUUAAUCAACUCCCAUAACUGAUUACAUUUUUAUUAUUCAAAGUUAAUUUUGCAUUAUAGACAUAGAACUAGACUAUCCGUGGUUCCUUCUUCCUUCUGUUCUUAUCAACUUCUUUUGGACCCAUUUUGAGAAGAUUUAGCUCAUUUUUGCUAAAAAUCAAAUACUUUUUGGAUCUACCAAUACAUCAAAGUUCAGGAUGAUCUGGUCCGGAUAGCUACCAAUAGAGAGCUUCUCCCGUUCUAACACCCUUCCUUGCAGGAGCAGCUCCUAGCCAGUGCAAGGCGUUUAUGCCUCUUCAUUUCAUUUGAUUCUUGUAUGACCAGAAACCCAUACAGUAGGUGCUUCUUGAGGUGGAAGUUUCUUAUAAGAAAGUUAAUGAAGGUUCAGAAAUAUAUCAAAAUUUUGUAGAACCCGAUUUAAAAAAGAUUAACACCUUUCGUUAGAUACUUUCUGGGUCGAUAGAAACCUGUGCGAAGGUCAGUGAGUGAUUGGGUCAUAGAAUACAAAAUUCUGAAGAAACUUUUUGAAGUGAAGAGCUUUUUGUUUAUACUGUAAAAAAGUUGUGGCCCGUUUUUCUGGUCUAUUAUUUGAUUCCUGUUUGACAUUGACAAUUCUUUGGAACUCUUAUAUAAUCCCCAGUGAUAAAAAAACUAAGUUGUGAAUGAUUUACAAAUAUGCUGAAAGAAUUCUUCAUUUGUCUACUUCUUUGAAAGUAUACAAAGUGCUGAAGAAUAUGUAAAUUGCUUAUCAGUUUCAAGCAGUCAUUUUGACACUUUUAUCAAAUAUAUCAAAGUAUAGACUAUUUUGAUACAUCUUAUUUUUUUAAAUAUGAGAAUGAGCUUAAUAUACAAGUGCCUAUCCAUAGAGUUUACAAAAUUUUUUAUUGUUAUUUUUUUUAUGUACCUUUACAUACAUAAAACAUUUUGACAACAAAAAAUAUCAAGGGUUCUAUUACUAAAAUUAAUUAAAAAUAUUGUGGAAUUUUCAUUAUAUUUGCUAUUUAUAUAGUUUUUGUUAAAUUUCUCUAAUAGGGCUGUGGUUUCUAAUACAACGAUUUUUUAAAAAUUUUUUUUUUGCUUGUCGACUAGAUAUUUUUAUAUACACUAAUAUAUAUACAUACAAAAAAAAAGAGAAAAAAAUAUUUUCAUUUAAUAUAGAAGCACUAGAUAGUUUAGGAUAAGUACAAAGGAUUUUUAUCAAAAUGAAAUCAAUAAUAACAUUUAUUUAAAUUUAAAGAAAAUUUUCAAAAAAACAUUCUUAUAGAUAUUCUCAACAGAAAUUAUCAAACGUUUCAUAUCAUUGGAUCAGUUAUAUAUAUAUAUAUAUAUAUAAAUUUGGAUUCAAAAGAUCCUAUGACAUUAUCCGACACCUAAUUGCCACUUUGAGUAACAAAUAAUUUCUAUAUCCAUGAUAAGUCUUAUUUUCUUUCUGUUCAUAUACCAAUCAUUGCAUUGUUGAUCUUCGGUUUUCAUUAUUUUGUGGUAUAAUUUAUAUAUUUAUAAGAACUUCCCUUAAUUUUGAUAUUGGUAUGUUAUCGUAGGCCUUUUGUAAAUCUAUGAACAUUAGGGUAUCCAAAGAAAACGUGUGAAACAAAAAAAAAUAGUCUGUAUAAAGAGGCGAUUAUUUAAUACAAACACGGAGUUUAUAUUAAAAGUUGUGAGAAUAGUUCAAAUAGUUGAGGAAAAUUGAGUUUUGCAAACAUCAAAGUUCAUUCUGGAACUAAUUAAGUGUUUCGCAACUUUUUACACACUUUUCAAUUUAUUAUUUACAGUUACAUGUUAAAUAAUAAAUUUUCAAUAAAUAUAUAAACAUGUAAAUUGCGAAAUUAGUGCAAAUUUAUAAUCUAUUAUUUACUUAAUUUUUGGCAUUUGAAGAAUUUAUUUUAUCUGUUAUGUAAUUUUGACCAUCUAUAAUCAAUUAUAUCAAUUUAUAUUGUUAUUUUUCUAUAAUUAAUGUAAAUAUAUACCAUAAUUAUUUUUCUGGGUACUUAAGGACUAAAAACAAUAAUGAAACUUAAAUAUUUUCAAAACAUAGUAUUAUAUCUUACAUAUUUUUUCUUAGAAUAAUAUUUAAAGUGCUUUCAUUGUAUUUUAUAUAUAAAAUUUUCAUGUUACUUAGUGCCAUUGUUUAUAUUUGUACAUUGUUUGUACCUGUUAAGAGCAUAUUAUACUGAUGCUAACAUGUGCCUUAAUAAAAAUAGUUAUAAAAACCUUGACGCUGUAUUUUUUAUUCUUACCCCAACGCUGUAUUUUUUA